CCUCACAUCGACUCAUUGCGCCCUUCGACUCGCUACCACCAUUGACUGCGCAACUCACCUACAUCGACCCGUUCAUUGACUCACGGACGGCUGAUUGCGACGGACAUUCCGUUGAACGAAAGCAACUUUUUGACGCGGCGCGCGCAGCAAAGCCCUCGCCAGCGACUGCGUACCACCUCUUCGAUAUCGCGCCCGGCGCGCGCAUUGCCAACUCAGUUAUGGCUGCCGAGUACGAUCCCAGUGAGCCGCAGACUUACGACGACGGCGCCGACCAUGGCGAAGACAACUAUGAUCCGACAGGUUACGGCAACUACAACGGUCAAGAGAACGAGGGCCAUGAAGAGGCCGAUGACGAGGACGACGAUUACGACCCUUCGAGCGUUAAUUAUGGCGAAAACACCGAGAAUACGACGCCAGCGCAAUCUGUGCCGCACACGCCCGCGCAAACCGAUCAGCCAGCCCAAAAAAUGCAGCACAAAGUCGCUGGCUUCAUAGUAGAAGAGAGUGAUGACGAGCAAGAAGCGGGCGCACCACCAGCACCCUCGCAGGCGAAUGGAGAUGCAGGCGAACACUCUGGUCUUGGCGCAGUGGCUCAGUCUGAAGCGCAGGAUGUAUCCUUACAUAGUGCACCACAUGUUGACACAGCUGCCGAAGGCGCAAGUCUUAAUGGGUUCACUGUUCCAGUUUCCGCAUCUACUACUUCUUCAGUUGCUCCAGAACUCACAGUCCAGUCACUUGCUCCAGUUCCAGCUCCACCUGAAGCUACAGAGGGUAAGACAGCAUCAACGGCGCCUUCUGCGCAGCCGACUCCACAACCAGUACAGCAAAGCAUAGCGCCGACUCCACAACCACCUGUACAGCAAGCUAGUGCUCCCGCAGUACAGGGACCACCAGCCAGACUUCCUCACGACAAAGUCGGCCAGCUUGAAGAUCGCAUCAAGGAUGACCCUAAAGGCGACACUGAUGCCUGGUUUACGCUCAUCGAUCAUUACAUCUCCAAGGAGCAAUUUGAUAACGCGAGGAGCGUGUACUCCAGGUUCUCCAAGGUCUUUCCAACUUCGGUCCAGCUAUGGUUACGACGCAUACAACUUGAAAAUGAUCUCGACCAGCGCGAAUUUAUGGCACAUCUGCUCACCCAAGCCCUCAACACGGUCCCAAAUGUUGCGCUCUGGAAGUUCUACCUUGACCACAUCCGGCGGAUUCUGCCAGUCAGUGGUGAACAAGGUCCUGCAAACCGAGCCCAGAUCAUGGAGGCAUUCAAGAUGACCUUGGAUCAAUCCGGAAUCGACCCCGAUGCAGGCGACCUUUGGCGAGAGUACGUCGACUUCGUCAAGGACGGGCCAGGCAAUGUCGGUGGACAGGGGUGGCAGGAUCUCCAAAAGGUCGAUUUGCUGCGAAAAGCAUAUCAACAAGCCACCAAGCUUCCACACGGCGAACUCGUCAAGCUUUGGAAGGAGUACGAAGCAUUUGAGAUGAAUAUCCACAAGCAGACUGGCCGGAAGCACAUUCAAGAGCAGAGCCCUCACUACAUGCAGGCUCGCACAGCACGCAUGCAGCUUGAACAGAAAUUACAGCGCCUCGAUCGUACAUCGCUGCCGCGACUGCCGCCAAUCUAUGGCUGCGCAGGCGAAGACGACUUCGGCGAACAGGUCGAGAGGUGGCGCGCUUGGAUUCACUGGGAGCGUGACGAGGAUCCACUCGUGUACAAGGGCUCCGAAGAUGCCGAGUGGCGCAAGCGGGUUGUCUAUACAUACAAACAAGCGACCAUGGCACUGCGCUUCUACCCAGAGAUCUGGUUCGAGGCUGCAUCGUGGUGCUUUUCCACAGGCAUUGACGCUAUCAUCAAAGAAGGGGAAGACUUCCUAGACAGUGGCAUGACUGCCAAUCCCGAGUCUGUGCUGCUCGCUAUGAUGAAGGCAGACCGCGUGGAGAGCUCCCUGGAAUCUGGCAACACCGACGAAGUUUUGCUGCGCAACGGCGAGAGGCUCAACAAGCCCUUCGAGGAUGUUCACACCCCGCUAUACGCCUUACGGAACAAGAUCAUGGAAAAAGACAAGGCAGCCAAGGCACAGGUGGAAGCCCAUUUUGCUUCACUGCCAGCAGAGGACGAGAAUGCAAAUGAGCAGGAGGACGAUGACGACGAUGAGCCGAAGGAGAAGCCCAAGACCCGUGCCGAGCAGAAGCAAGAGCAGCUCGAUGCGAUCAAAAAAUCAUCUGCAGCACAUCUCGACAUGCUGAAGCGUACCAUAUCCUACGUCUGGGUUGCGAAGAUGCGAGCAUUCCGCCGAGUACAAGGUCAAGGCAAGCCUCCCAAGAAGGGCGCAGAAGCUGGCAAAGAGAUCAAAGGCUUCCGAGGGAUAUUUGGUGAGGCUCGACCACGAGGCCCACUUUCAAGUGACGUGUACAUUGCCUCUGCGCUUAUGGAGUGGCAAUGUUAUCGAGACCCAUCCGCGGUAAAGAUCUUCGAACGCGGCAUGAAGCUGUUCCCAACCGACGAUGCCUUUAUCCUCGAAUACAUCAAGCACUUGAUUAGCAUUGGUGACAUCACCAACGCCCGAGUGGUCUUCGAGUCCACUAUUCCGAAGAUUAUGGCAACCGCUGAUAUCACACCUGAGCAAAAGCAAGAUCGUUGCCGACCACUCAUUGGCUACAUGCACGAUUUUGAGAGCAAAUAUGGUGACCUGGCGCAAAUCCACAAGAUCGAAAAGAAGAUGGCGGAGAUCUACCCACAAGAACCAGAAAUUGCCCGCUUUGCCCAUCGUCUUGAGCUGCCGACUUUCGACGCCAUCCACGCGCAACUCAUCCUCAGUCCGACACAAGCACAGCCGAAGCCAAUCGCAUCGCUGCCGCCUGGAAUUGCUGCUCAACACAUCAUGGGAGGUCAGCUUGCUCCCAGCAUUGAAGGCCCCUCGUCCCCCAAAAUGGGCGGUGCGCCUGAGAUCCUCCUGGGCCCAAAUGGGCCUUACGUCGCUUCACCCAAGCGGCCUCACGAUUCUGACGACGACGGCCCAAGCCGUAAGUUCAUGCGUGGAGAAUCACCACUCAAAGGCGCUGCCGGCGUGCGCCUGGCAGCUACCACCUCUGGCGCUGGCAAAGGUGGCUUCGCGACCAAGACUUUCGUGCCAGUCAACGGCGUGGCGCCUCCUGCAGGUGUUUCCGCCCCUCCACCGGGACUGCCGCCUAUGCCUGUUGGUCCACCGCCUCUACCUGUUCAGGUCCUGGGGGUUUUGAGUGCACUGCCGCCUUCGAGUGUCUAUAACUCGGUGCAGUUCGAUACCGUCAAGCUCGUACAGUAUUUACAGCGCGUGCCAGUUGAAAAUACACGAGCCGAAUUUAUGAAUGGAUCGUUGAAGCUGGCCCAGAGACCUUAGGAAGAUUACUCGGGAGCAAAAUUUUACGAAUUCCAAUCACAGGAUAUUCCUCGCGACUCUCACACAUUCUGAUUGAGCUGGAAUGCGAGUGCACUGCGCAAACAUUACGUGAACCCCUUGGGGGUGUCGAAAAGUCCUUCAGAUAUGAAUUUGUUCGUGCGACUAGCGAUGGUCGACGAGGGAACGGGAGGAUUGACGAGAGCAUAAUUUGCCAAAGAGCCGAGGGGGCGAAGGUCUGUUCUCGCAUAAAAGAUGUUAGAGGCUUUGAGCGUGCGCUCGUCCUCUGUGCUUAGCACAACAGUAGGAGGAGACAACAGGCGCCGAUCACAGCAGCAUGGCAGACGCCUGUUCCCGUCUGCAUUGGCUGUGCUGUCGCCAUUCUUGUAUUAUAGGACCGGUAAACAGCUACCAACAGUACAAUCGGAGAGCAU
Sphaerulina musiva SO2202 is the source of this 3802-nucleotide messenger RNA. RefSeq lists its product as uncharacterized. Gene Ontology annotation, molecular function: protein binding; mRNA binding. Gene Ontology annotation, biological process: mRNA 3'-end processing. Lineage: Eukaryota; Fungi; Ascomycota; Dothideomycetes; Mycosphaerellales; Mycosphaerellaceae. Gene Ontology annotation, cellular component: nucleus. The coding region runs from base 219 to 3371 and encodes 1050 amino acids. The transcript has 2 exons. The record is from RefSeq and is a predicted model, not a curated record.